This is a messenger RNA of Solenopsis invicta (red fire ant), 3107 nucleotides long. It is a transcript of the gene CDC50, whose product is annotated as cell cycle control protein 50A. NCBI's taxonomy places the organism in Eukaryota, Metazoa, Arthropoda, Insecta, Hymenoptera, Formicidae. Bases 243 to 1307 code for a protein of 354 amino acids. Gene Ontology annotation, cellular component: plasma membrane; Golgi apparatus; endoplasmic reticulum. The record is from RefSeq and is a predicted model, not a curated record. The transcript is spliced from 5 exons.
UUCUUUUUUCUCGCGUUUAUUUAUUUAUUUAUUUCAUUUUAUGUGUGGAAAGUUUAUUUUAUUGGAUGUGUAGCAACCUUUACUUUUUCGUCUAAUGAAAACAGUUACUAACGAAUGGAUUCGCAGUAAAUGACGUAUGACAUAUUUAUCGUUUUGGUACUAGAGUUACCGAGACUUGUCAAGUACUCUGAAAACGAAAAUCCAAAGGCCAAGCUAAGAAGAAAAAGUCGUGUCGUGAAAUUAUGACGUCUAUCAGCGAGGUCGAUACGGUGCCUAAAACAAAAAAACCGUCGGAUAGCGCAUUCAAGCAACAACGACUACCAGCCUGGCAACCAAUACUCACAGCUGGUACAGUUCUGCCGACGUUUUUUGUGAUAGGAAUUGCAUUUAUACCAGUGGGCAUAGGAUUACUUUACUUUUCUGACGAGGUUAAAGAACACAUUAUAGAUUACACUAACUGCAUCUCUAGCAAUCCAGGAUCUAAGAGGUGUGCAGAUGUGAUUGCAGAGGAUCCAAACAAUACCUGUGAAUGCAAAAUAGAUUUCCAAUUACCUACGGAUUUUGAGGGCAAGGUUUACAUGUAUUAUGGCCUGACAAACUUCUAUCAAAAUCACCGUAGAUAUGUGAAAUCUCGAGAUGACAAUCAACUAUUGGGAAAAUUAGAUCAUGAGAAUUUGUUAGUCUCAAAUGACUGCGAACCUUUUGCCUACAAAGAAGUAAAUGGCACAACAAAACCCAUUGCCCCAUGUGGUGCUAUUGCAAAUUCACUUUUUAAUGAUAACCUGACACUGUGGUCCUUUACUCAUAAAGAUUUUGUACCAUUACUAAGAACCGGUAUAGCUUGGCCAUCUGAUAAAAAUAUCAAAUUUAGAAAUCCAGAACACACUAAGGGCAAUCUGAAGGAAGCAUUCAAGGAUUUUGAAAGCCCUAAGAACUGGAGUAAAAACAUUUGGGACUUGGAUCCCUUUAAUGAUGAUAACAAUGGAUUCCAGAAUGAGGAUUUAAUUGUAUGGAUGAGAACUGCAGCAUUGCCUACUUUCCGAAAACUCUAUCGUAGAAUCGAUCAUUCUCAAGAGGGCUUUAAAAAUGGUCUACUUGCAGGAAAUUACUCUCUUAGAGUUACAUAUUCAUUUUCUGUUACCUCCUUCUAUGGAAAGAAAAAGAUGAUCUUAAGUACAACUUCUCUUUUGGGAGGAAAGAAUCCCUUCCUUGGUUAUGCUUAUAUUGUCGUGGGGAGCUUGUGCUUAUUGCUAGGUGUAGCACUACUCAUUAUACAUAUUAAAUGUUCUAAAAGCAAACUAAUGUAAAGACGACUACAAGAAAGUAUUCUUAGGGCACCCAUGUAUGUUCUUCACCGCCGACAUGAUCAAUGUGACUCCAACUACGGAAUAUCAUCAUUAGGAACGAUUCGUUUGAAAUGAACAUGAUUAUAGAUUACCGUAGGACGAAUGAAUUUUUUGAUAAUAUUGAUUUUCGUUUGUCAAUCAUAAACGAAGAUAUGAUUAAUGCAGUAAAGUAACAAAUCAAUCAAAAAUUUCUUAUUUAAAAGAUGGUUAUCUUUUAACUCGAGAAUAAUCACCCGGAGAGAUUUUUACACUCCAGUAACAAAAAAAUAAUAUUGAUAAAAAUAUAUGAAUUAAUAGUUUGGUUUACUGAUCGAAUAUCCAUACCUAUAUUUUUAUUUCUACUUACUUUUUUUUAGAAGAUAUUUAAUAAAUGUAUAUAAUGAUCUCAAAUAUUCAAUUGUAAAAUAAUCAAUAAUGUACAAAUGCAACUAAUAAUAAUGAUAAGAAAAAGGUGAAAAAUUACUCUAGGUGAUUGUUUACGCAAAAAAAUUAGAUACUAUUUUCGAGUUAAAAAACAUUUUUAAUUAAGUUUUAGUAUUGUUAUAUGUAUAGCAUGCAUAAUAAGAUUUUCAUAAUUGAAUUAUAUAUUCUUAGACUUAUAUCGUAACCUUCAAAUGGAGUCUCUCUAAUUAAUUAUUUCAGUCUUAAUUGACAAGUAAGUAGCUGUUGCUGUCAAUAUUUAAUUAAGUUGUGAAUAUCCUGUUAUGAAAUGCUAUAUAUCAGCAAAGUGGACGAAAGUAUUAUAUAAAUGAUUACACAAUGCUGAAACCAAAUGUUUUAAAAUAUUUCAUUUAUAGAUAGUGAAUUUUUCGUAAAAUAAUCUUUUGAAUUAAACAAUGCGUUUGUUGCAUUUGUUGAUGCACUUAUCUUACAGUUGUUGAUUUAGAACUAAACUUUCUAUUUUAAAUCUUGAAGUUAUAAAGAUAUAGAAAUUAAAUAUAAAUUAAAUGUUUCCUCACAGUGGCUUCGUAUGAUUCAACAGUCAUAAAGUUGCUUUUCUCUUUUGUGGAGUUUUAUUCGUUUAAUUUUGACAUACCAAUGCAAAAGUAACUUUAAUGUAAUUUAUUUAAUAUCAUUGAGAAAAAUAUCUUCAAAAUGCACACGAGCAAAAUCCUCUUUAGAUUGUUGUAUUUUAUGAAGGAAACCAUUAUUAAUGCUGUUACUUGAAGAUUAAUAUUUAUUGCGUAAAAAAUUAUAUAUUCUGCAAACUUGUGUCUAUCAAGCACUUGUAAUUUCUAAAUGUCUUGAAAAUAUGAGGUAUACUUGUAGGAGAUAUAGAAUAUUGUGUUCACGGAAAUUAAUUGCGUUACAAAAUAGUUAAUAACUAUACAUAUAUAAAUAUGCAUGUUUUCAAUGUUUUUUUAACAAAUGAUUUAUUAAAAUGACUGAUACUAUUGAAAUUAAUUAUUAAUCAACCAAUAUUGAUGCUCUGUGUAUAAUGGUUUAUAAAGGUAUUUAAAUUGGCGAUGCGUUUUUAAAUAAUAGCAUUUGAAUAAUAAUCUUGAAUUACGUAUCUGUAUAAAUUUUUAAUUAAUUUGAGAGAAACAGUGUUGCCCUCAGAAUUUUUUCUGAGUGCAAUUUUGAUUUAUUGUGCCUUAACUAGAUAUGUAUGUAUAUUGAGCGACAUAAUUAAGACAGUGUAUUAUAAUUACAAUUACUUUAUAACAGUGUAGAAACGGAUUACUGAGGUCAGAUUACAAUGUAAAAUCAAUCUAGUCUACUGUGAACAUAAUAAAGGGAAAUGAUUAAAAAAUCAGAAAC